Astyanax mexicanus (Mexican tetra) is the source of this 3611-nucleotide messenger RNA. Its product is annotated as zinc-binding protein A33. The coding region runs from base 212 to 1642 and encodes 476 amino acids. Gene Ontology annotation, molecular function: ubiquitin-protein transferase activity; zinc ion binding; protein binding. The transcript is spliced from 6 exons. The record is from RefSeq and is a predicted model, not a curated record. Gene Ontology annotation, biological process: protein ubiquitination. NCBI's taxonomy places the organism in Eukaryota, Metazoa, Chordata, Actinopteri, Characiformes, Acestrorhamphidae.
CUCGUGCACUCGCAAAGAGAGAGAGAGAGCCAACUGCAGCAGAGAGCUCAGAGCGCCGGCAAACCAGCUGAACGAGACGAGCCUGAAGACCAAACAACGUGAGGUGGACAUCACAGCAGGCAUGUGGAAGAUCCAGGCAGAGGGUGUUUGCACAGACAGCUUGUCCUGAUUCUCAUUCUGUGAGAAGCUCUCAGCUCUGUCACCAGCUAACAUGUCAGCCAUGCUUCCAGAAGAUGACCUGUCCUGUCCCGUGUGCUAUGACAUCUUCAAGGAUCCUGUCCUGCUGCCCUGCAGUCACAGUUUCUGCAGGGCCUGCUUACAGCGCUUCUGGAACGGGGGGAGUUCCCGCACCUGUCCCGUCUGCAGGAGGAGAGCCUCUAAGAAGAGUCCCCCGUCUAACCUGGCCCUGAGGAACCUCUGCGAGGCCUUCCUUCAAGGACGAAGCAGGACAGCGGUGGACGAGGAGGACGUGUCCUGUAGCCAACACGGAGAGGUGCUGAAACUGUUCUGCCUGGACGACCAGCUGCCCAUCUGCGUGGUCUGCCAGGCCUCCAAGACGCACAAGGGCCACGACUGCUCGCCCACGGAGGAGGCGGCUCUAGAUUGCAAGGAUAAACUCAGCUCUGCACUAAAGACACUGAAGGACAACCUAGACAUGAUCUCCAAUCUCAGGAUGAAUGCAGCGGUGACUCUGGAGCAUAUCAAGUGUCAGGCUCAACGAAUAGAAAAGCGAAUGAAGGAUCAGUUCCUGGAGCUUCAUCAGUUUCUGAUUAUGGAAGAGGAGGCCAGGAUGUCUGCUCUGAAGGAGGAAGAGGAGAAGAAGAUUCAGGCUGUGAAGGAGAGAGAUGAUCUGCUCAUGAGCAGGAUGUCUUCACUCUUAGAUAUUAUUAGAAGCACAGAGAAGGAGAUGGCCGCUGAUGAUCUGACACUGCUGCAGAACUUUAAGUCAACCAUAGAAAGGACCCAGUGUUCACUGGAGGAUUCAGAGGGUGUUUGUGGAGCUUUAAUGGAUGAGGCCAAGCACCUGAGUAACCUAAAAUUCAAAGUGUGGGAGAACAUGCAGGAGAUAUCUCCAUAUUCUCCUGUGACCCUGGACCCAAACACAGCCCACCCCUGCCUGUGCCUCUCAGAUGACCUCACCUCUGUGCACUACAGCAGCCCGUGCCGUCCCCUCCCCAGCAACCCAGAGCGUUUCCACAUCAGUGCUGAAGUGUUGGGCCGGGUCGCCCUCUGCGCCGGCACUCACAGCUGGGACGUGGAGGUGGGAACCAGCGACGACUGGAUCCUGGGAGUGGCUAGUGUCUCCAUUAAGAGGGACAAGGAGGUCCAGGCACGGCCAGAGAACGGAUUCUGGACACUGUGCUUACGCGAUGGGGAAUACAGGGCCAUGGCGUCGCCCCCGAUGCCACUGGACGUGAAGCGAAGGCUGCAGAGGGUCAGAGUGCAGUUGAACUGGGAGGCAGGGGAGGUCACGUUCUCCUGUCCUGUGGAGGGGAGCAGCCUGCACACGUUCUCACAUACAUUCAUAGAAAAGGUGCUGCCGUACUUUUAUACUCAGAGUAAACAUCCUCUGAGGGUUGUACCGAAACCUGUGCUUAUCUCAGUGAUGGAGAACAGAAGUAAUAUAAUUUACUUGAAAUAAAAAAUGAAGUUCUGCUGCCAAUGGAAACUUAAAUAUUCUUACAGGAACUCAAAAUCACAUGCUUCUAAUUUUCCAUUUAAAGUAGCAUUAUGUAGCAUAUUUUUGUACUAUGUAAUAACAGCUUCCAAUCAAUGUGAUGACUAACUGACUCUAUUAGGAAGACAGGAACGCAGGCAGGAUAAAUACUGUGUAACACUGCGAAAGUCAUAAGCCUUUUUUCCACCGCAGGUCCAAAUGGUUCUGACCAUGAAGGGUGACCAUUCAGGUAACAAAGAUCUGCACAGGUAACCUAGCACAGGUAACUAAGAUCUGUUUAGUUGGGGCCUUUAUAAAGGUAGCAUAUUUAUUGCACUAUAAGGGGCACUUAAAAUCCUUUAAUUUUUCCUAAAAUCCAGUGUGUUUGAAUUCUACCAGUCAGGUUGUAGGGAGCAGUAAAGCCACUCCACUGAAAUACAACGUUAUACAGGAGUUUCAGUUUAGUUCUACCAGAAAGUUUAAAUUUUUAUAGUAUUAAUAAUAUAUUAGAUAACAAUUUAUGUAAAGUUAGUCUUUGGCAUAGGCCCCGUCGAAGAAGAAAUACAGUAUGCAGCAUUUGGACCCUCGCAGAUCCUUCCAAAUGUAGAAGACAGGGGCGGAGCCAAUCCCCGGGCAGCUGGUGAUUGGUUGAGAUACAAGUGUUAAACAAGCUACCAUGUUAAAACAAGCUAUGUGGGACAAAUCGCUAGCUAAUAUCGCCCUGGCUUACCGGAACACUCAGGGUUGCUCAGUGUAGCUCUGUCGGUUGGCAUUAGCCGCUAACCGCAGCUAGCCGUAGUGGAAAUCUGAAAAUCUAAGCUUACUCAAAUAAACACUUUUCAGUAGAGAAAUCUGGGAAGACUGAGUAGAUUAACAUCCAGCACUCGUUUGACUUUAAAAGAAAAUGUUUCCUUUAAGAAUUAAAGUUUUGUUUACUUAUCUUAGCUUCACAGGUCUCACCACCUGAGAUUUGCUGAAUUGGAAGGAAAACAUAGCCCCUGUUCCCCCCGGUUCCUGACUUGUGACACCUAACACACUGUAUAAUCCAGUGAACCUCGUGUAUGAAAAUGGACCAGAAAAUAGAUGUUCGUUCAUAGUGCGCUGUAUAAACCUGCACAUAUAAAAGUAUAAAAAUACUGCACAUAUCAUUUGAUUCGCUAAAGCGACAAGAUCUGGGGUCUUAGUACAGAAUGUGGCAGAGACCCUAUCUUGGUCUGUGGAGGACACACAUUAGCUAAUUUUGCUUUUAAGUAAUAAAAAAAAGUAGCCUGCCAAUUAGCAUCAUGCUAAUGCUUAAAUUGUAACAUGCCUACUUUUAAAGUAAACUCACACUAUAUCUCACACUGUUUAAAAAGUAUAUGUGUAAAAAGUAACAAAGGGAAAGGCAAAAGGCUUAAACAUGGCUUUCGUUUUAUUCUAGUCUUUGGGGGAUGCCAUUGAAGAUCCAUUUUAAGUGGUAGAGAGCCAAAUCAUUUUGUUGAACAUACGAGUGAAGAAUUUUUUUAAUAUUUUAAAAGGAAUGUAAAGAUUCUUCAGUGUCACUGCCCCAAGGACAUUUAAAAAAAGGUUACUUUUGUCCAUUUUGCUUAUUUUUUUAAACUUAAACUUUUUUUAAUUUAAAAUAGAUAUAGAACAUAAGGUGUAAGACAAAAGAUCGGUAUCAAAUAUAUUGUGUUAAUUUUAUUUUAAACAGAUUGUCGAUAUGUGGUAUCAUUUUAUGAUAUUUUGAUCUAAAUUGCUAGUAGUGAGUAGGACAUUUGAAACUAACUUAAUUUUGGUCUGAGGGUCAGGUGAAUGUGCAUAACACUGUUUUGCUCUGAUAACAAAAUAAAAUGAAGGAGAUUUAUAUAUAUAUAUAUUGUUCUCUAUUGUAUGUUGUCACUGUCAUGCAAAAACCUUGUAUAUCCAUUUUUCCUUGUAAAAUAAAGAAUGUUUUAAAUGGUGCAAUAAGGUU